Molecule: messenger RNA, 1923 nt
Organism: Eimeria tenella
Lineage: Eukaryota; Apicomplexa; Conoidasida; Eucoccidiorida; Eimeriidae
Exons: 1
Coding region: 1-1923 (640 amino acids)
Biological process (GO): microtubule-based process
Cellular component (GO): cytoplasm; nucleus
Source: RefSeq, a predicted model, not a curated record
AUGCCGGCUGAAGAGGGCGAGUGGCAAGUGGUCUCUCGUCGGGGCAGACCCAGAGAAGGUAAGGGGGCCCCCGGGGGGCCCCCAAGUGGCAGCAAACUGUACCCUGGGGGGCCCCCCGGACCCGAAUUUGCUGCUGCUUUCGCCCGCUAUGAGGGCCCAGGGGCCCCCGUGACCGCCCUGGGGGCCCCCUGCUGCGCUGCUGCGGGGGCCCCCGAGGCAGCAGCAGCAGCAGAAGCAGCAGCACUUGCUGCUGCUGUGCGCAGCUUAAAGCCUCAGCUAGAGGCCUCAGACUUUUGGCAAGAGACCAAGACCAAACUCAAACAGGCUGUGCUGCUCGAGCUGCACACCAUGUACCCUCAGGAGGCCCCUUGGCGGGCCCCUCAGGGGCCCCCCCACGGGGGGCCCCCCCAGGGGGCCCCCCUAGAGGACCCCCCUGGGGUGCCCCAGGGGGCCCCCGAGGAAGGUGUCCCUGAGGGCCCCCCCAGGGGCCCCCCAGAAGGCCCCAGGCCUGGGGCCCCCCCUGAAGGCCCCCCUGAGGGCCCCCCUGGGGGCCCCCCCGGGGGCCCCCCCCGGGGCCCCCCUGGGGGCCCCUACGGGGGCCCCCAAGCCCCCUGGGGGCCCCCCUGGGCGUUCGACUUUAAGUGGAGUGGCGUGGAGUAUGGAUUGGUUUGUCUGGGGCUGGGGAGCCCCAGCAGCAGCAGCGACGUGCGCAGCAGCAGGCUGCAGCUGGCGCUGGCUUUGCUGCUGCAGCAGCUGCUGCAGGUGCCUGGGGCCCGGACUUUUGUGGAGGACCCUGUGAUGACAGCAGCAGACAAGCUGGCGGUGCAGCAGCUGUUUGCUGCUGCAGCAGACGCGCCGCACCCACAGCCAGCAGCAGAGCACCAGCAGCAGCAGCAGCAGCAGCAGCAGCAGCAGCAGCGGGGGCUCCUGGUGGUCUAUUUGCUGCCGCACUGCGACGCAGACCUCUAUGGGGAUCUUCUCAACACGGAGCUGCGGCUAAGUCCUUUUUGCUGCCGCUGUUUUGCUGCAGCACGAAGGCCCCAAAAGCCACUCGGCAGCAGCAGCAACAGCUGCAGCAGCAGCAGCAGCUGCAGCAGCAGCAGCACAGACCUGUGCUGCGCAGCUUCACACUGUUCCCCUUCUAACAAUAGUAGGCUUGAACCUGGGGACUCCCCCAAGUCUGGGGGCCCCCCUGAGUCUGGGGGCCCCCCUAAUUGUGGGGGCCCCCCUGGGUCUGGGGGCCCCCCUGUUGGGUCUGGGGGCCCCCCUGUUGGGUCUGGGGGCCCCCCUGUUGGGUCUGGGGGCCCCCGUGGUUUUGUGCUGCUGGGGAACAGUUUGUCUCUUUAUGAAAUGCGGCGAAGUCUUUUUGGGGAUUUUCGAUUUGUUAGAAAGAACAAGGAAGCAGCAGCAGGGGAAGCAGCAGCAAACGCGCAAGCUGCAGCAGCAGCAGCAGCAGCAGAAGCGGGAGGCGGCUUAGAAGCAGCAGCCUGUGGGGCAGGGACACUGUCAGCAGCAGUGGGCGAAGGGGCCCUCAGCAGCAGCCGCUGCUGCUGCGCAGCAGGUUCUGCUGCUGCUGCUGCUGCUGCUGCUGCUGCUGCUGCUGCUGCAGGGGCGUGUGCAUGUGAGUGGGUGGAGCCUUCGCGGGGGGCCCUGCUGCUGCUGCUGCUGCUGCCGUUUGUGUGGGAGCAGCAGCUAGAGGCCCCUUUUGCUGCUCAUCCUGCAGCAUUUAAUGACUUGGCCAUUUGCCGGCUGAGGGCCCCCCAGACAGAGGCGGAGCGGCGGGCCCUGUGGCGGCAGCAGCUGCUGCAGCAGCAGCAGCAGCACAGCAGCAGCAGCAGCAGGGGCGCAGCAGCAGCGCAGCAGCAGCCGCGCAGCAGCAGCAGACACAGGAAGGGCAAAGGGUGGCGGAAACGCUCCCAGUAG